AUGACUAUGGGACUGGGUAGGAUCGGCGGACUUUUGGCUUGUAUGGGAUUAGUUGUUGCGCAUGGCGGUGCAACGCAUCAGAAACCUUUAACCGUGGACCCAGAGGCGGAUUGGGGUACUCGACACAUGGCCGAGGAACACCAUAUAGAAAAUUUCGACGCGGGCGCCUUCUUCACACUCCAUGAUUUCGAUAACAAUGGCGUGUGGGACCAAGCGGAAAUCCUCAAAUUCUACGGCAUGGAAGAUGAGACUGCAAAGGAUGUGCCGCAGGAAAAGAAAGACAAUUUGUUGAGGGAGAUAUUGAGGUUGAUGGAUAAUAAUCAUAAUGGACAGGUGGAAAAGGAGGAAUGGGAUAGGUAUUCGGGGAUUGGGGGGUUGUUGCCGGAUUUUGGGUUAGGGCCGGGCCAUCAUUGGGAUAUCGAGAUGGAAUACCAUGAUGAGAAUACGAAGGAAGAGGAUUUGAUACAUCCGGAAGAUAUUGAACAUUUCAAAAAACAUGAUGAUUUGGAGGAUGAAGCUGAUAGAGUUGCGGCUCUGGAUAAGUUGUCCAUUGUUGAGCAGAACAUCCCAAAUAAAUUCAGAAAGGAUAAGCAAUGA
Molecule: messenger RNA, 597 nt
Organism: Sclerotinia borealis F-4128
Lineage: Eukaryota; Fungi; Ascomycota; Leotiomycetes; Helotiales; Sclerotiniaceae
Source: the annotation of a GenBank genome assembly